Messenger RNA from Lasiosphaeria miniovina, 3856 nucleotides. RefSeq lists its product as uncharacterized. NCBI's taxonomy places the organism in Eukaryota, Fungi, Ascomycota, Sordariomycetes, Sordariales, Lasiosphaeriaceae. The transcript has 5 exons. The record is from RefSeq and is a predicted model, not a curated record. The coding region runs from base 381 to 3536 and encodes 1051 amino acids.
UCUCCCGUAGACCAUCCGAUCCAUUUCAAUUCUUCCAUGUCAUCAUCCGAAACUCUUCUUUGUUCUUGCAUCUCUAUUGACCUCGCCUUUCCAUCGCCGACUAUUGUCAUCGAACAAUACUGUUGUCGACCUCGGUCGCCCGUACUACUUGCUUAGCCUUACUGCUGCUGCAAAGCACCAUCCAUCGCAGUAACGGCCUUGGUUCCAAUUAGUUGGCCUCCCGCUGUGCCUGCAGCGCUGGCUGCCUCGCGAGCAGUCAGGCCUGCGAGUCAGGCCUGCGAGUCGGUCGCAUCCCUCCCCUGGCGGCUCGCUGACACCGCAGGCCCCGCCACACCCCAGAUUGAGUUUGUGUCUGAUGCUCCUCAAUAGUGGAGAACACAAUGGAAGCCAGACUCCAAUUUGGGGCCCAGCAAGGGAAGCCGGAUAACAUCGGCGGCGUGGUUAAUGACGGCGGGACUUUCUCGAAUCGGGGAACUCUGGACUCUGUUGGCCCCGACGCCGUUGGCCCCGACGCCGCCUUGCAGCAGUAUGGGGACUCGAUGGACCUGGAUCUUGACCUCGACUCGCUGGCUUGGGCCGCAGAGUUCACUUACUUGCCCUCCGAUGGCGACUCCUCUGCCCAUCAGAACCAGAAUGUGGCUUCUGGAGCGGGCUAUCCUCUCGACUUUCUCUUCUUCGAGGACGAGAGAACAUUGCCGACCUUUGUCAACAACCAGCAGCUAUCUGCCCCUUCAAAUAACUUGCACGCGAUUGACAUGGACGAGUCAAGCUUCUUCUAUCCAGCGACGGUCAGUGCUGGGUUUGAUGUUACGCCACAUCACACCGGCCACCCCGAGACAGGCGACGAGGACGCAACUUCCAAGUCUUUGCGAAAUCAACUCUCUCUGUUGGCCCAGGGCUCUUGUGGGGAUGAGCUCGUGUUUAGGAACUGUGAGCCUUCCAAGGCCGUACUGCUGCACGGUCUGGCUAUUGAAUUCGGCCUCGGAUACACUCACGACGUGUGCAGUCAGUGCGUGUCCAUCAGUCGACUUACAACAGAUCCUGGUUCGGUAUUCUCGCAGAAAUCUCAUGCGCCAACGAGUUCAACCUCGUUUGAAGACAUUGGCACUGACCAGCGUCUCGUUUCUACUCUUCCUGCAUCUUCGCUUGUUGUUUCGCAGCAGGCGCCGGCCAACUCCUCUGCCACCAGUGCCUCAGAUGCUAUCGGCAACCACCCGGAACAAUUUGGUGCUAGCGGCCAGCUCACACGCCAGCCAAGCCGGAGCCAGCGAAUAUCCGAUUCAAUCAGCAAGCAUGUUUUUACCUGGAAAACAUCAAUAUCCAAGGGCGGUCGCCGUGGGCCGCUCAGUGAGACUAGUCGACGCGGCAUGAAGGCGGUCGAGGAAGUCGGAGGUGCCUGCUGGAGAUGCAAGGUCCUCCGCCGCAAGUGCGACCCUGGCAGCUCAUGUCGGUGCUGCUUGCAAAGUGUUGCCGUGCCACAGUCAGGUGAAGAUACGCCGCUAUGGCCAGUGCUCGGGUGCCGGCGUGGGCCCCUUCGAGAGGCGAUGCGACUGCAGCUUCUAUGUCCCGCAUCUCGAAACGGGACAGCGACAAACGCUACCGACUCUACCGAAAGUAUUCGAUCGCGACGCUCCCUUGACAUGGUUGACAACUGUCUGUUGUCGGCCGAAAGCCAACGAUUGGCAGAUAUGAAGGCUGCUCUCGAGUGUGCAUCAUACAAACUGUCCAUUGCUGACAAGGAUAUGAGAAAUUCCUUUGUCACAUUCAUCGAGGCCGGGCAGUACCGGAACCGGGAGAGCCUCCACGAAGCGUAUCCACACUACGGUACAACAGUCACAUUCGCCGACCUGAUCCCUAGCAUAGCCUGGGAGCUGGCAGAAAACCAGGGGCUGAUGUCUCUACUCGAGAUUCGAUCCUGGAAUGGCUUCAUGGACAUGCUUCAGACAGCGUGCAUCUAUGAAGCAGAAGUCGGCCGAACUCCCUUGGUCAUGAUUUCACUAAUCUGCCUUCGACAUUGUCUAGAAGCGUUACGACUGAACUCGGCAAACCUUCUCUCGUCGGUCGAACACGGCGAUUGCAAACCAGGCCAUUGCCACGUCCAAAACAUACGUGAUCUUUCCCGCUCGGUUGCUACGUACGUCGAUGAGCUGUCGUCGGUCAUCUUCAACAAGGAGAAUAUGCGUGACAGACGAUGGUGGCUGUCGACAUUUUACAGUCUCUCCAUCCAGAGCUAUGUGCGGCAUGCUCUAAUUGCGAUAGAGAAACAGCUCUGCUUUAGUGCAACCGACGAUGUGCCGGCUGAAGACCUGACGACAACUCAAUAUUUGCAUGUUGCAGCCGUCUUGUUCACUGCUGCUUCGGCCAAGUACGACCCCUUGCUCGGUGGACGUCACCAAUACGUCUUGGCAGAGAAUUCAGUUAUCCCUGAAACCUCGGUUCCAAAGCUUCACCACUCGUCAGCUCGCGAUGUCGUCGAGGUAGAGAGGUGGCCAGAGCUAGGCAUCAAGUCAUCGUACCAGUUCCUCAGGCGUCUGCUACAAAUAGGCUCCCUCGAUUUUGAGUCACAACAAGUUGACAUAUCAAUGGCCAACGUCUCGAUGCCGGCAAACACGCUGGAGCACUCGCUCGACUACUCUUCGCCCCUUUUGGGGGCCGGAACCCAGAGUGUUACCAGUCUCGAGUCAAAAGGCAGCAAUCCUUCCCGGCGCUUCUACGGCGGACAUCGCCAUGUCAACUCUAUAGGAAGCCAAUAUUCCAUGUCAACGAUGCCUAGCGUUUCACUCGGGAGUUCAGAGAGCUUGGCCCGCACUCUCGACACUGAUAUAACAAGCAUUUUUGAGAGCAUCUAUGAGCAGCCCCUGUCCCCAACCAAGUCCUGGCUUGUGGAUGACAACUCCCAUGCUAUACGCAAGGACAUGGACGUUACAAGCCCCACGAUUCUUUCACCGACUAUCCCAAGUCCCUUAAUGGAACGGUUUGAUCAGGUAAUGUCCAACACCGCGACAGCAAGCACUCCGAUGUUGGGACCUUCAACAGUAGACCCCGUGUCGCUUUUCUGUCAUUGCUGUCCACGAAACCCGCGGAGAUUCUCCACUCUUGAAGAGUUGACACAACACGAGGCAGAGAAACCUCACCCAUGCUCCCGCUGCAAGAAGAGAUUCAAGAGCCCUACGGAAGCCGAACGGCACGUGAAUGCCGUUCAUCUCAAGAGGGACUUUUGGUCCUGCCAAGCUCUAGCCAACCCCCUUGACGCAUACCAUAGCGAGACAUUCAGUGGGGUGGUGUAUGACAUUUGCGGGUACUGUGGCGGCGAGUUCGGUCGCCAGUCUGACGAUCCGCCGGGCAUAGACGUUGCCGGGCUCGUCACGCACCUCGAGUCGGUACACAAGCACGGCGAGUGUGACCGAGACAAGAGGUUCUUCCGGGUCGACAACUACCGGUCCCACCUUCGGAUAGCGCAUAUUGCGAGUCCAGGCAGGUGGCUGAAGGUUCUAGAGAGAACUUGCAAGAUGACUCGGGACGCCGAACAGGCGUAGUUGUCGCACAUGAUGAUGGUGGAACAUUUCCCUGAUUCCACACACCCACGCUCGCUUUUCUGGUCAGAGGCAACUGUGGUCUGGAUAGAUGGAUUGGUAAUGUUGCCAAUGUAGCCGGCUUCAAUUCUGGAUAUGUCGAGGCUGUUUUAUCUUUUUUCUUCUUAUUUUUCUUAGCAAUUUUUCUUAGCAAUUUUGGCUAUUUCUAGAAUUGUCGGAUGGCGGGUUACUGGCCACGGCGGGGGCUAGUUUCCUAAUUACCGCAACGAAAUUAUUUUACCUACUGACUUAUUAAUAAUUAAUUUGAACUCACUAUCACGGCC